Messenger RNA from Aspergillus wentii DTO 134E9, 1448 nucleotides. RefSeq names its product aminotransferase class I/II-fold pyridoxal phosphate-dependent enzyme. The transcript has 3 exons. Gene Ontology annotation, molecular function: pyridoxal phosphate binding. Lineage: Eukaryota; Fungi; Ascomycota; Eurotiomycetes; Eurotiales; Aspergillaceae. The record is from RefSeq and is a predicted model, not a curated record. Gene Ontology annotation, biological process: biosynthetic process. The coding region runs from base 120 to 1367 and encodes 415 amino acids.
UGAUGAAUCAAAUGAUAAUCAGCAUCCUGCCCCCCGCUUCUAGACACCAUGCAUUUUAUUAUCGUUACCCCGGGUCGACUUCUCCUCCUCCUGUCUCUGUGUGGUGCUAGAUAGGAAUCAUGGUCGGGUCAUCCAAGCCUGUUUCGCUGCGUGACUCAUUCCGCCAGGCAUUGCAUCGUCGAGAAGCAAAGUCUUCUCGGCGAAGACUCACCGUGUUACCCAAUUCGUCAGUGGAUUUUUCCUCCAACGAUUUCCUAUCGCUGUCGACGUCGCCGGUCUUCCGUGCCCGGUUUCUUGACCUUCUAAACCAGGCUCCUCCAUUAUAUCCUUUUGCGAGUGGGGGUUCUCGUCUGUUAGACGGGAAUUCCACCUACGCAGAGGAAUUGGAGAGCUUUAUCGCGGACUUUCACGGCGCGCCUAGUGGGCUGCUGUUUAAUUCCGGAUUCGAUGCCAAUGUCGGCGUCUUGUCGUCUAUUCCUCAACCGGGGGAUUUGAUUGUGUAUGAUGAACUCAUCCAUGCAAGUGCUCAUGAGGGCAUGAGGCUGUCGAGAGCGGGGAAGCGAGUAAAAUUCUCCCACAGUUGUCCCACUAGCUUGAGAAGGGUGCUGGAGUCGGAAAUCGAGGCAGAUCCAGCCAUUGGAGAUGGCAAUCGCAAUGUUUUUAUCGUGGUGGAAUCUAUCUAUAGCAUGGAUGGAGACGUUGCUCCGAUCCGGGACUUUGUCCAGAUCGUAGAUGAGCUUUUCCCUCGAAAGAAUGGGUAUUUCCUUGUUGAUGAGGCACAUGCAACAGGGGCCUUUGGUCCCCGUGGUGGAGGUGUCGUCCAGGAAUUGGGCUUGGAAGAGCGGAUGUUCAUUCGAGUCCAUACAUUUGGGAAGGCCCUAGCAAGUCACGGAGCAAUUGUUCUUUGCUGCCCUGAUACCAGACAGUACUUGAUCAACUAUGCCCGGAGUUUGAUCUACACAACUGCAUUGGGAUUCCCAUUCUUAGCCUCCAUUCGAGCAGCAUACGAACUGCUAUCUGAGGGAGAAACCGAACCUCUCCAACGUAACCUUCAACAAUUGAUCCUUCAUAUGCAUUGUCGACUGACCGAACUGGGCUCUUGGGACCCGGCUAUAUUUGAAGUGGAUCAUUUUCCAACAUCCCCGAUCUUUUCCCUGCGAAGUCCUGUCCCCCGCAAGCUGGCUGCUGUAUGCCAGCAAGAAGGGUUCAUCGUUCGUGCCAUUAUGUCACCUACCGUACCGGCUGGAAAGGAACGAGUGCGGGUCUGCCUGCAUGCGGGAAAUACGGUUGAAGAAAUCGACGGGUUGGUGGGUACGAUUCAAAACUGGCUGAACCAGUCGACGGAGAAAAGGAGUGCUAGAUUAUGAUUAUGAUUCACGAAUAGUUCCUACGGACUUACUGCCGAAAAGGUCCAGCCUCUUGUAUAUAGUUUUGGCAUGGAUAUAUCA